AUGGCACGCCAUAAACUUGUUCGAGCCUGGUCGAAGGGGUCUUCCACAUCUGGUAGUUCAGCCUCCACCCGCAGAUGUCAUUCCAGCCGGUCCAGCCACUCUCAACAUACCGACAUAACCUCUUACAGUGACGUGGAGCCUCAUGUCAAGCAAUACCAUGAGUACGAAGCAGACGAAGUGGUUGUGGAGCCUUGUGACUACAACGACGAACAACAUGAUGACCCCCGAGCGUCCUGCGUCACAUAUGCUUCAACUAUUGCUUCUGAAGAAGAGCCUUCAAAACCACCAAGUCUCUGUCCACUACCGAGACAGAUAUGUUAUGAACCGGAUGCUGUCGGUACCACGCCCAGUGAAUUUGCAGAGCUGUUCCCGUCUUCCAGACGGCUGCUCAUCCAACAUGACGACACAACACUCGAUGGCAACCUGAAUCUUCGAGUCGACACCGAAAUGAUUCUUUCCAAGGGCCGAAAGCUGAAGCUGACACUGUUCCACCUGCGCAUGAACAACCUCGGGGAGCGCCAAUUCUCACUCCGUCGAUAUCAUCGGCAAUCGGGUCGGGAAGUUUGCAGCUCGAAACGAAAAUAUCUGAAACCCAGUGCCAGGCCAUCUUCGCAGCGAGGCAAGAAUCUGGGUGGUGCUCUCAACAUUGUCAGCCUCAAGACACUGGCGGCAAAGCGGAAACCCACCAGAGCUCACCACGAGUAUGAGCAGGAGCAAGAAGAGUCGGAUGAUGACCUCGACCUUUUCACUGCUCAGGCCGGCGUGAAAGCCACCAUUCCUACCGACACUAUUCGGAUUGAAUUCUCGAAUUAUGCGCAGGUCGAGCUGCAACGUUCAAGGAGAGGAGACGGCAAGCUGUAUGAUUUUGAGUACUGGGGAGAGAAAUACACCUGGAGACGAAAUGUUUUUCAGGAUGAGUCCGAGUUGGUCUUCACGUUCGAGUUGGUGAAUCGGACCACUGGCGUCUGUCUGGCUCAUAUCACCCCGGACCGGUUAUCGCCUCGACAGAGCAAGCUCGAAGCCGCCCAGGGGGGCUGGGUACCGCCGUGUAGUAUGCGGAUCGCAGAGAAGAACAUCUCGAGUGAUCUGGGGGAUGUGAUCGUUGCCACCGGAUUGAUCGCACUCACCGACGAUUGCAUCAGACAAUAUUGGCAUGAAACUCACCGCCAUUGA
Exophiala dermatitidis NIH/UT8656 is the source of this 1173-nucleotide messenger RNA. RefSeq lists its product as uncharacterized. The record is from RefSeq and is a predicted model, not a curated record. The transcript has a single exon. Lineage: Eukaryota; Fungi; Ascomycota; Eurotiomycetes; Chaetothyriales; Herpotrichiellaceae. Bases 1 to 1173 code for a protein of 390 amino acids.